Messenger RNA from Colletes gigas, 2244 nucleotides. Its product is annotated as cyclin-dependent kinase-like 4. Gene Ontology annotation, cellular component: nucleus. Gene Ontology annotation, biological process: protein phosphorylation. Gene Ontology annotation, molecular function: cyclin-dependent protein serine/threonine kinase activity; ATP binding. The record is from RefSeq and is a predicted model, not a curated record. Bases 813 to 2162 code for a protein of 449 amino acids. Lineage: Eukaryota; Metazoa; Arthropoda; Insecta; Hymenoptera; Colletidae. The transcript is spliced from 5 exons.
CCAUCGCGCGCCAAUCGGCUUCGACCACGAGAGUGCCAGCUAUAGCACUUGUCUCGAUGGAAAAGCGUUUCCGAGUCUUCGGUGGACUGCGAACGCAACGUUUGGUCAGCCUCGCGUUUCAUCGGCGUCGAGAAUAACUGUUCGCGAUGUUAGCAGCGCGGAAAAAGUGUUCGUUAAAAAUACGAGCAGUUAUAUGUAUAGGGCGGCCGGGGCAGACGUUGGACGUAGUGGUAGGUCGUGACUCCUCGUGUCACCCUCGAACUCGAUCCGCCGCCGAGACUCACCCUCGUCGACCCUCUUUUAAUAUUCAGUCCUCCGUUCGGCCGUGCAUGGUCGACUAGCAGCGAUCCCCGGUGUAUGUAAUUACCGGUUGAUCGAUAAUCGUCGAUGACGGUCUCGCUGGUUGCUCGUCGGAACAGUUCUAGCCUGGAAGCGGUCGCGUCGAUUUCAGGAAACGAAACGAAACGGUAUCAACCAUCGUGCUUUCAAGCUCGUCCUUCGAUUUUUCCUGCUCUCUUCGUACUCCACGAAGUUUUGGAAACUUCGAAUAUCGGUCCCCGACGAUUUACAGAUGGAGUGAAACGUCUCGUCGUUCGUGUUUCCGAUCGCUUGUUGCCGUCGAAGGCGUCGACUAUGCGGGCGUCGAUCUUAACCGAACCGUUUUGUCAGGAUCUCGUGCCUGAUCCUUGCAUUGCUCGUCGUUGUCUAGGAAAGAGUAUCGAAGGAGAGAAAUCGACGGUUCUCGUGCCAUCGCAGAGGAACUCGUCGCGAUAAUCUAUUUUGGAUACGUCUGUACAUUUCUGGAAGAAAAGAUGGAUAAAUACGAAAUGAUGGAGGUCGUGGGAGAGGGGAGCUACGGAGUGGUGAUGAAGUGCAGACACCGAGAAACUGGUCAGUUCGUGGCUAUUAAAAGGUUUCUGGAAACCGAGGAGGACCUCCAGGUGCGGAAAAUGGCGUUCCGCGAGAUCAGGAUGUUGAAGAAGCUACGUCACGAGAAUUUGGUGAACAUGAUCGAAGUGUUUCGUCGAAGGAAACGAUUUUAUCUCGUCUUCGAGUAUCUGGACCAUACUUUGCUGGACGAAUUAGAGCGCCUCGGAGGUGGCCUGGGAUGGGAAGUAUCAAAGAGACACAUCUAUCAAGUACUUCGGGGUUUAAACUUCUGUCACACCAAUAACAUCAUGCACCGUGAUAUAAAACCAGAGAACAUUCUUGUGUCGCCCAACGGAGUGAUAAAACUCUGCGAUUUUGGGUUCGCUCGACUCGUCAGCGGGCCAAACGAAUCUUGCACCGAUUACGUGGCGACCAGGUGGUAUCGAUCACCGGAACUGUUGAUCGGUGAUCCACGAUACGGUAAACCAGUGGACAUCUGGGCAACAGGCUGCAUGUACGCAGAGAUGGUGACCGGAACUCCUCUGUUUCCUGGCGACAGCGACGUCGAUCAGCUUUACCGAAUCACCAAAGUUCUUGGAGGACUGUGCACCAAGCAUCAGGCAAUAAUGGGUUGGAACGGACAAGGCAGAAUGUUGCGACACACGAGCGCUGACGAGCUCAUAGGGCCUCCUCAGUCCGGUGUCACUUCGAUUCGUAAAUUGUUCCCCACCUGGGACAGCAUAGUGAUAGAUUUCUUGGCCCAAUGUCUUCGAAUGGAUCCUGACGUACGGCCCAAAUGCUCCAUGCUGUUGCAACAUUCGCUGUUCACGCAAAACGGCUUCGCGGACAAGUUUCUCCGCGAGUUGCAGAUCUGCGUCGCCAAGGAAUCCGCCAUGAACCCUUUGAUAUUCAAAAGGUCCGAGGAAAGACGAUUGAGCAUCUUGUCCGUCGAGUCUCCGACAAGGGUUUGUCGCAAAAGCACUGGCAGAUGGCAGAUGACCGUAGCGAAAGACAGAUCGACCAGCGACAAAGUCGUAUCGGAACAGAUCGAGGACGAAGUGACGACGCAUCGACCAUCACCGGUGCAGAUCACCCGUCCAAGAGAGGUUUGUUAUUUCGGGCCCGUUUCCGUCGUGCCAAACACGACCUACAUUCGGAGGCUGGAGCACAAAGGGUUGCUUCCAGCUGGGUCAAAGGGUUGCACGUUACCCUUUCUCGCGUCUAAAGACCACGGGAACGCAAGCACUACCGGGAAGAGGAAGAGAAUCGAUUUUCCAAGCAUGGAUCGCUAGAGGAAAAACGACACACGUUAUAGGCAAGUGUUUUCAUUUAAUUCGUUAGCAUCGUGCGGUUGUACGCGGUGGUUAAAACGGA